Molecule: messenger RNA, 1535 nt
Organism: Phyllostomus discolor (pale spear-nosed bat)
Lineage: Eukaryota; Metazoa; Chordata; Mammalia; Chiroptera; Phyllostomidae
Product: killer cell lectin-like receptor subfamily F member 2
Exons: 7
Coding region: 190-918 (242 amino acids)
Source: RefSeq, a predicted model, not a curated record
GUGUUUUGAGUUAUAUAUGGUUCAUUGUUUGAAAAAAAAUAGAAUUCCUUCUGUUCAACAUCUAGAAGACAACCAUUGUUUUAUUCUAGGCUAGCACUGUCGAAUCAAUUUAAGAAAUGAUGAAAUUAUUAUGUGUCAGCACACCAGAAAUUGUAACCAUUAGCCAUGUGUGGGUAUUGAGUGCCUGGAAUGUGGACAUUUGGACUAGAGGAAAGUACAGAGAGACCCACGACUCAGAAGCCAAAGAAACAUCCCAGUCGUUGCAAACACAAGUGGAUGUGCAAAGAUUACCCUGAGUGUCCAAAGUGGCAUCGGACUGCUCUGAGACUGGUCAGCAUUGCACUGGUUAUACUUGUUGCUGCAGUGAUAGGACUAACUAUUUGGGUAAGUAAGCUACACUUACGUUCCUUCAGUGAUAACCACUGCAUGAAGAUGUUUGAUAGUGAUAAUGAAACCAGAGCUUGCGAUUGUAUGAAUAUUCUUCCCAGGAAACAGCCCGGAGAUACAAACUCCCCAAGAAGCCCUAGAUUAAACUUGUGCCCUAAUGGUUGGGUUCAGGAAAAAGGGAAAUGUUACAACUUUUUUUACACUUUUAAAUCAUGGAUCAAUAGCCAAAAAUCUUGUUUAAAAAUGAAAUCACAUCUUUUGAUGAUCCAAGACAAGGCUGAACUGGAUUUCAUACAAAACAAUAUACAAGAUGGAAUCUACUUUUGGAUUGGAUUAAAUAUUGCACAUCCACAAAAGACUUGGACCUGGCUGGAUGGAACCCCAUUAAACCCACAGUUAUUUCAAGUCAUGGGCGAGGCUGAAGACCAUGCCUGCGCUUUGAUAACAAAGAAGGGCAUUUUUUCUGAAAAAUGUCACACUCAAGGUUAUUGGAUUUGUCAAGACGUGAUUUCUUCUUCUGGUGACCUCUAAACUGAGCACAGGUAUUUCUCCCAUUAACAAAAAAUUUCACAAAUAUUCCUUAUGCAUUUAAGUAGAAACGCUUCAUUUCUACAACAAAUAUAUGGUAAUACUGAUGACAAUGCUAUAGAUUUGUGUCACUAUAAAUCUAGGCAAUCAUCCUCAAUAGAUUCACAUUAUAUUUUUAUAGUCAUCUCUCAUUUGUGAUAGUAGCUAUCUCAGACAGAAACUAUCCUUUUAUUUCCACAAUAAUUCUCUCCAUAAGCCUCUCAAUCACCAUUAACAGAGGAGCUUUUUGUGUGUGUGUGUGUGGUAUAUUUUUUAAAGAGAAGACAUUAGAUGAUAUAUUCCUGCACUUUAUACCAUUGAGUUUACACAUUUGUUUACAUCUUACCACUUUUUCCUUUUCUUGUAACUCCAAAAAAAGUGGUAUCCCUCUUUCUGUCUAAAUCAAAUCUCCAAGUCUGUAGCCAGGAUUACAUCUCUUAUUUUUCUAGGAAAUCCCUUCCUUGAUCAUCUCCUCUCUUACCCCUCUCUUCUUAUAUUUCCCUUUAUACCAGCAACUAAACAUUCAAGAGCAACAAGAAAAAUUUCCCUCAACCACAUGUGGCUUCUAGUUUCUGUCCAUU